AUGCACAUUCACUCCGGCGUUUUCGCGAGGUCCCUCGAUGAAGAACCAGAAUGGAAGCGAAGGUAUCGCGAAGAGCGAGAAAAGCGAUUACAUGCUCGCCCCGAAGGCAGUGAGCAAUAUCGCCCUAUCAAGGGAACAAUAUCUCACUACCUCGACGAUCCAUGGAAAGGCAUCGACGAGCACGUUCGUGAACCAUUCCAUUUUGACGCGACCGUCAUUAUCGUAGGAGGUGGUUUCGCCGGGCAGCUCAUGGCCAGAAACCUGCUCGACCAAGGCAUCGCCGACUUCCGCAUAAUUGAGAAGGGCGCAGACUUCGGCGGGACGUGGUAUUAUAAUCGGUAUCCUGGUGCUCAGUGCGAUACGGAGUCGUAUAUUUAUAUGCCUAUGCUGGAUCUGGUGGAAUAUAUUCCCACAGAGAAGUAUGCUCACGGGCCAGAACUGUUUCAGCAUGCCAGGAACAUUGGUGAGAAAUUGGGGUUGUAUGAGAAGACGCUGUUUCGAACUGAGCUUAAGGAGAUCCAUUGGCAGCAGGAUUCUGGUCUAUACACACUGAAAACUGACCAUGGCCACCGGAUUCGGGCUCAAUUUGUCAUCGGCGCUGCUGGAUCUUUGCAUCGCCCCAAACUGCCUGAUCUACCUGGGCUGGAGUCUUUUGCGGGGCAUAGUUUCCACUCCAGUCGAUGGGACUAUAGCUAUACGGGUGGAGACGUGAGUGGCAACCUGGCGAGACUCCAAGACAAGCGAGUCGCAAUCGUCGGCACAGGAGCCACGGCUGUGCAGAUUGUGCCGCACCUGGCAGACUGGGCAAAGAAGCUCUACGUGGUGCAGCGUACACCAUCUUCAGUGGGCAUUCGAGCGAAUAGGCCGACAGAUCAAGAAUGGGCGAAGACUUUGGCAGGCCAAUGGCAGAAGCCCAGGAUGGUAAACUUCAACACGCUUCUCAGCGGCGGCAGGGUUUCUGAAGAUCUAGUCCAAGAUGGAUGGACACGCUUGCGACAGGCACUGCUUCCUCGAAAGACAGCAGACACCACACCGGAGCAGCUUGCUGAGAUGCGUGACGCGGCAGAUCUGGCGCUAAUGGAGGGUGGUCGUCGCCGUGUCGAUGAAGUAGUAAAGGACAAAGCUACGGCGGAAGCUCUGAAGCCUUGGUACAAGACGUUAUGCAAGCGCCCAUGUUUCCACGACGAAUACCUUCCCGCGUUCAAUCGACCGAAUGUGCAUCUAGUCGACACGCAAGGCUUAGGUGUUGACCAUCUGACCGAGCGAGGCUUCGUGGUAAAAGCCAAAGAGUACGAGGUGGAUUGCAUAGUCUUCGCGACUGGCUUCGAGCGAGCAACAACGUGGUCUCAUCGAGCCGGCGUGCAAGUCUACGGUAGCAAUGGCAAGACGUUCUCAGAGGCCUGCAAGGGAGGAAUGGAGACUUUCCAAGGAUGGACGAGUCGAGGCUUUCCCAACUUCUUCAUCAUGUCGGCCCAGCAAUCGUUCUUCACGCCAAACAACCCGCACGCCUCCACGGUGCAAGCAGAGCAUCUGGCAUAUGUUAUCAAAGAGUGUUCCAAGCGAGGCAUUCGUUCGGUACAGCCGACCGCACAAGCGCAGCAGGAAUGGGUCGACAUGAUUGUACAAUCGAGCAAACUCAGAAUGGCUUUCCAAGCUGAGUGCACGCCGGGCUAUUACAAUAACGAAGGUAAAGUCAAUGAUCGUAUUGCAAAAGACAGCUGGUAUGGAGGCAGAUCUUCUGAUCUUAUUGCUCAGUUCGAGGCAUGGAAAGAGGAUGGGCAACUGAAGGGUCUUGAGCUGACGCCGAAUCGUUCGUCGUCCAAGAGUCGACACGAUAUGUCGCGUAUAUAA
Messenger RNA from Zasmidium cellare ATCC 36951, 1851 nucleotides. RefSeq lists its product as uncharacterized. The record is from RefSeq and is a predicted model, not a curated record. Lineage: Eukaryota; Fungi; Ascomycota; Dothideomycetes; Mycosphaerellales; Mycosphaerellaceae. The transcript has 2 exons. Bases 1 to 1851 code for a protein of 616 amino acids.